This is a messenger RNA of Mus pahari (shrew mouse), 3143 nucleotides long. RefSeq names its product solute carrier family 33 member 1 (gene Slc33a1). Bases 565 to 2217 code for a protein of 550 amino acids. The record is from RefSeq and is a predicted model, not a curated record. Gene Ontology annotation, cellular component: membrane. The transcript has 6 exons. Lineage: Eukaryota; Metazoa; Chordata; Mammalia; Rodentia; Muridae. Gene Ontology annotation, molecular function: acetyl-CoA transmembrane transporter activity.
GGGGUCAGAAUCGAGGGAAUUAAUGGUUCCUAGCGAACGUUGCUCGCGCUCGCCGCCACCGGAACUUGUUCUGAUUCGCUGGCUUCGUCGGGAGGCACGGAACCCUUUUUGGCAGGGAACCACUUCCCGAAGCGCGAGGCAGGAAGUUAUCCUUUACCUCUGGUGUCUACCGAGGAGGGUGCCCGCUGCAGUGUCAGCGGAGACCUAGUGGCAGGUGGGACGGGCGGGAGGGCGUUCGAGUCCCCGCUGCAGUUAAGAGCCAGACUCCGUCGCAGCGCCACGGCACGCUCCGCCAGCCUCGAGCCGGGUGCGGCUGCACGGGGAGCUCUUGCCGGCUCCCUGAAGUUGCUCCUGCGGGCAGCGACCCAGGCUUCGCCUGGGCCACCUGCCAGGGAUCUGGCUCCCUGCUGCAAAACAGCGACCUGUCUCGCCGCGUCCGCCUUCCCGGCGUUAAACCACCGUGACCCUGGUCCAGAGAGACUGACUGCCUUGGACCUGGGACUAGACUGAUCAAAACGCCAGCCUCAGGCCCCCACCACACCGGGCUCUGCGUCGUCUCUUGAUAUGUCACCGACCAUCUCCCACAAGGACAGCAGUCGGCAGCGGCGGUCAGGCAUGUUCAGCCACGCUCUGGAUAUGAAGAGUGGCCCGCUGCCACCGGGCGGCUGGGAUGACAGUCGCCGAGACUCGGUGGGCGGGGAAGGGGACCGGGAAGUUCUUCUAGGGGAUGCCGGCCCUGGUGACUUCCCAAAAGCCCCGCGGAGCUAUAGAUCCGAACUAAGUAGCAUUUUGUUACUACUCUUUCUUUACGUGCUUCAGGGCAUUCCCUUAGGCCUGGCGGGGAGCAUCCCCCUCAUUUUGCAGAGCAAAAAUGUUAGCUAUACAGAUCAGGCCUUUUUCAGUUUUGUCUUCUGGCCAUUCAGUCUUAAGUUGCUCUGGGCUCCCUUGGUUGAUGCCGUCUACUUUAAGAACUUCGGUCGUCGCAAGUCCUGGCUUGUCCCUACUCAGUAUACACUAGGAAUCUUCAUGAUAUAUUUAUCCACUCAAGUGGACCGUUUGCUCGGAAAUAUUGAUGGCAGAACACCGGAUGUGGUUGCUCUCACUGUGACAUUCUUCUUGUUUGAAUUCCUGGCUGCCACACAGGACAUCGCUGUGGACGGUUGGGCAUUAACUAUGUUAUCCCGGGAAAACGUGGGCUAUGCUUCGACAUGCAAUUCUGUGGGCCAAACAGCUGGCUACUUUUUGGGCAAUGUUUUGUUUUUGGCUCUUGAGUCUGCUGACUUUUGUAACAAAUAUUUGCGGUUUCAGCCUCAACCCAGGGGAAUCGUUACCCUUUCAGAUUUUCUAUUUUUCUGGGGAACUGUAUUUUUAAUAACAACAACAUUAGUAGCCCUUCUGAAAAAAGAAAACAGAGAAGCGUCAAUAGUAAAAGAAGAGACACAAGGGAUCACAGACACUUACAAGCUGCUGUUCUCAAUUAUAAAAAUGCCAGCAGUUCUGGCAUUUUGCCUUCUGAUUCUAACUUCAAAGAUUGGCUUCUCAGCAGCCGAUGCCGUGACAGGCCUGAAGCUGGUAGAAGAAGGAGUGCCUAAAGAGCACCUGGCCUUACUGGCUGUCCCAAUGGUCCCUCUGCAGAUAAUCCUGCCACUCCUCAUCAGCAAGUACACUGCAGGUCCCCAGCCUCUGAACAUAUUUUACAAAGCCAUGCCCUACCGAUUAUUGCUUGGAUUAGAAUAUGCCCUACUUGUUUGGUGGACUCCUAAAGUAGAGCAUCAAGGAGGAUUUCCUAUAUAUUACUAUAUUAUAGUGCUGCUGAGUUAUGCAUUACAUCAGGUCACUCUGUACAGCAUGUAUGUGUCGAUAAUGGCUUUCAAUGCCAAGGUCAGUGAUCCUCUUAUUGGGGGAACAUACAUGACCCUUUUAAAUACUGUGUCUAAUCUGGGAGGAAACUGGCCUUCUACAGUGGCUCUUUGGCUAGUGGAUCCCCUCACAGUGAAGGAGUGUGUAGGAGCUUCAAACCAGAAUUGCCGGACACCUGAUGCUAUCGAACUUUGCAAAAAACUUGGAGGCUCGUGUGUUACAGCUUUGGAUGGUUAUUAUGUGGAAUCCAUUAUCUGUGUUCUCAUUGGAUUUGGUUGGUGGUUCUUUCUUGGUCCAAAAUUUAAAAAGUUACAGGAUGAAGGACCAUCCUCAUGGAAGUGCAAAAGGAACAACUGAUGCCAACAUUACUGGACAUUCUUGAAGGUAACUGUAGCUUAGUUUUACCAAGAAAGCAAUGAUAAUCAGUGUAUAGGAGUGUAAAAUAUCGUUUUAGGAAAUUUUUAAUUUAAAAUGCCAAAUAGUUGAAAAAUGCAGAUUUAUUUGUAUGUUUGAUUAUAUUUUCCUCUGCCUUAUCAACGUAUUUAAAGUUUACUUAAGGCUAGGAAACAACCCUUUUGGUUUAAUUACUUGAUUUCUGUUAAUUUACUGACCAAAGCAUAUUUUAAGCUGCAGUGGAAUAGUCAUGGGUGGUCACCAUGCUGUCAAGUAUUGUUAGUGCCUGUCAUUGAGUCGUAUUUAACAUUUUGGUACAGUGUAUCAAGUGGAGCAAAGCUUAAUAUUCAGGUACUCACUAACUAGUUUAACCUUAUUGGAAGUUAAUUCUCACUUUGAAUUGUAAAUUUGUAAAAAUGUAUGUGGAAUUUAAUUGAAAGAAAAUGUAGACUACUAAAACAUUGAGUUGUUUUUCUGUCUAUAACCACAUUGUACAAAUGAAUCUGUUAAAAAUAACUAUUUUAAAUGUACUUUUUGCUUUUGUAAGCAUGAAAGAUUUAUAAAAAGAUCAUCCAAACUAUUUUUUUAUAAAAUGAGAGCUAUGGUUUUAAUUUAUUGAUUCCCCUAUCUCUCCCUUCCUUUUGGGGAAGCUAUUUUGAUUUCUUCUUAACUCUUGCCCUAGGUUUACACAUGAUUUUGUCACAAAUGCAUCAUGACACACAGACAACUAAUGAGGGGAUCAAGUUUGUGGUGUGUUUGUGAUUAUGGCUGAGUUGUAAAAAAUAAAAAUGUAAUGUCAUUCUUACUGUAGUUUUUUUUAAUUACCAUGAGAAGAAAAUGUAAACUUAUAAUUAAAUAAAAUUUAAAUGAGUAACACUAUAAAUCUCAAA